Messenger RNA from Gaeumannomyces tritici R3-111a-1, 1160 nucleotides. RefSeq lists its product as hypothetical. Bases 106 to 654 code for a protein of 182 amino acids. The record is from RefSeq and is a predicted model, not a curated record. NCBI's taxonomy places the organism in Eukaryota, Fungi, Ascomycota, Sordariomycetes, Magnaporthales, Magnaporthaceae. The transcript has 4 exons.
GGGAGAAAAAAGAAAGCUUGCCGUGUUCUCGAUACCGAUCACUCGAAGAUAAGGAAGGCGCGAGCAAAAGAAAAACAAGGGUCAUCAUUCCCCCCCGCGGAGAACAUGGUGCACAUCCCGGACCUGGCGCUGGCGGCCGCGGCCGUCGCGGCGGCGGUGGGCGGCGGCAUGGCGCAGCCGCAGCCGGUGCCCGAGGGCUACCGCGCCGUCUACAUAACGUCGAUGCAGAACGCCCGGUUUGUGGUGCAGCCCAAGACGCUGUCGGUUGGGAGCACGUUGGUCGUCCAGCCGCUCAGCAACAAGACGGAGCAGCAGUGGUACAUCAAGGCCGGCGUGACCAGGAUCCAGCUGGCCGAGACGAACUGGUGCAUGGACGCCGGGGCCAAGGGCAACUGGAAGGACAUGGCAAACAUCAACCUCCGCGAGUGCUCGACGACCGAGGUUGGCCAGGUGUGGAACGCCAUGGCGGAUGGCAGGAUCGCGGUUGACGCGUCGCCGAAGCCACAACAAUGCAUCGAUCUCCAGUUCCUCAGGGCCACGGCCGGGAAUCCGGUCGGUCUCUACUCCUGUGCCGGUCUCGGGAACACGGGGGCCAGAGACGCGGGAAUUAACUGGCCCUUGGUCAACGUUACCAAGCCGUCGUGGAUUCUUUAGCUGUCGAUCCGCAGGGGACGGGAGGCUGGCAAAGAAGAUAUGGGCCAAGCCGCUGAUGUCCCUUCUUUUUUUUUUCUUCUUUUAUGUUUCCUUUGGCUUGUGGGUCAUCCUCACUUGGGAGAUGGAGGCAAAUCGGGUUGCUCUGGCGCUGCGGCUCGGGCUGCAGCUCCCAUUUGCUCUCGCCUAGCGGCACUGGCAGGUUGUGGCAUUCGUCCUGCUGGCUUGGCGGGUUUGUAUACGGGGGCUUGUGUCGACGAAUGAGCGAUUGCCAGCACUCUGGCCCGCGGCUACUCCAUGGGCAGGGCGCUUGCUUAGGAGAAGAUAAGUGCUAAGGCAAACUUGAGCUGGUAUGAUGGUGGGAUAGGCGCGCAUAUAUCCGCCGAGCGUGAACAUGUACCCCACGAGCUAGGAUCUGCACAACGCUGAUAUAUUAUACAAUAGGGAGUUUCCCCUAGCGCAAUCCCGAACCUGAAUUUCUGCCCAUUGGUAUCUACCAGAGCUCGCCU